This is a messenger RNA of Blumeria graminis f. sp. triticale, 366 nucleotides long. The record is from the annotation of a GenBank genome assembly. Lineage: Eukaryota; Fungi; Ascomycota; Leotiomycetes; Helotiales; Erysiphaceae.
AUGAAAAUCUUCAGUCUUAUUUCAUUCGCCGCUAUUUUAAAUCAUCUAACACCUGUUUAUGCCGAAGGUAAUUGUAAUUAUAAAUGUGGUCCAGCAGUUAUUGAUGGGGAUUACGUACGAGAAUGUGUAAAAUCCUACUACGAAUAUAAAAUGAGAACCAUCGACAGAGAUUACGGACCCAACGAUCAUUUUACUACAGUCACUUUCCCGCUUCAAUAUCUUCAUAAGGAGGAAAUAAUUACUGUCCAAGUUUCAGCAGAUUUUACAGCUCUCAGGGAAAUUACUAGUGUUAGAGCUUCGGCUCUCGAGCAAGAGAUUGAAUGUCUACCAACACAAUUGAAGCCUUCAUAUGGGAAAGCAACAUAG